Pseudophryne corroboree (corroboree frog) is the source of this 1506-nucleotide messenger RNA. Its product is annotated as loricrin-like. The record is from RefSeq and is a predicted model, not a curated record. Lineage: Eukaryota; Metazoa; Chordata; Amphibia; Anura; Myobatrachidae. Bases 1 to 1506 code for a protein of 501 amino acids. The transcript has 3 exons.
AUGGAUAGUACAGGUAGAGGUAGUGUGGAGGAUUCAUGUGGAGGUAGUGUGGAGGAUUCAGGUGGAGGUAAUGUGGAGGAUAUAGGUGAAGGUAGUAUUAAGGAUACAGGUGAAGCUGGUGUGGAGGAUACAGGUGGAGGUAGUGUGGAGGAAACGGGUGGAGGUAGUGUGGAGGAUACAGUGGGCCCUGCAUGCCCCAGUCUGAUACUGGAUAGAGGUGGAGGUAUUGUGGAGGAUACAGGACAAGGUAGUGUGGAGGAUCCAGGACACGGUAUUGUGGCGGAUACAGGUGGAGGUAGUGUGGAGGAUACAGGUGGAGGUAGUGUGCAGGAUACAGGUGGAGGUAGUGUGCAGGAUACAGGUGGAGGUAGUGUGGAGGAUACAGGUGGAGGUAGUGUGGAGGAUACAGGUGGAGGUAGUGUGCAGGAUACAGGUGGAGGUAGUGUGCAGGAUACAGGUGGAGGUAGUGUGCAGGAUACAGGUGGAGGUAGUGUGCAGGAUACAGGUGGAGGUAGUGUGCAGGAUACAGGUGGAGGUAGUGUGCAGGAUACAGGUGGAGGUAGUGUGGAGGAUACAGGUGGAGGUAGUGUGCAGGAUACAGGUGGAGGUAGUGUGGAGGAUACAGGUGGAGGUAGUGUGGAGGAUACAGGUGGAGGUAGUGUGGAGGAUACAGGUGGAGGUAGUGUGGAGGAUACAGGUGGAGGUAGUGUGGAGGAUACAGGUGGAGGUAGUGUGGAAGAUACAGGUGGAGGUAGUGUGGUGGAUACAGGUGGAGGUAGUGUGGAGGAUACAGGUGGAGGUAGUGUGGAGGAUACAGGUGGAGGUAGUGUGGAGGAUACAGGUGGAGGUAGUGUGGAGGAUACAGGUGGAGGUAGUGUGGAGGAUACAGGUGGAGGUAGUGUGGAGGAUACAGGUGGAGGUAGUGUGCAGGAUACAGGUGGAGGUAGUGUGCAGGAUACAGGUGGAGGUAGUGUGCAGGAUACAGGUGGAGGUAGUGUGCAGGAUACAGGUGGAGGUAGUGUGCAGGAUACAGGUGGAGGUAGUGUGCAGGAUACAGGUGGAGGUAGUGUGGAGGAUACAGGUGGAGGUAGUGUGCAGGAUACAGGUGGAGGUAGUGUGGAGGAUACAGGUGGAGGUAGUGUGGAGGAUACAGGUGGAGGUAGUGUGGAGGAUACAGGUGGAGGUAGUGUGGAGGAUACAGGUGGAGGUAGUGUGGAGGAUACAGGUGGAGGUAGUGUGGAAGAUACAGGUGGAGGUAGUGUGGUGGAUACAGGUGGAGGUAGUGUGGAGGAUACAGGUGGAGGUAGUGUGGAGGAUACAGGUGGAGGUAGUGUGGAGGAUACAGGUGGAGGUAGUGUGGAGGAUACAGGUGGAGGUAGUGUGGAGGAUACAGGUGGAGGUAGUGUGGUGGAUACAGGUGGAGGUAGUGCGGAAGAUACAGAUGGAGGUAGUGUGGCAGAUACAGAUAUGUUUUCCUUUUAUACCUGCCCUUGUCCAACUGCAUGA